Messenger RNA from Daucus carota subsp. sativus, 2460 nucleotides. Its product is annotated as protein EXECUTER 2, chloroplastic. Gene Ontology annotation, cellular component: thylakoid membrane. NCBI's taxonomy places the organism in Eukaryota, Viridiplantae, Streptophyta, Magnoliopsida, Apiales, Apiaceae. Gene Ontology annotation, biological process: response to singlet oxygen; singlet oxygen-mediated programmed cell death. The record is from RefSeq and is a predicted model, not a curated record. The transcript has 11 exons. Bases 159 to 2165 code for a protein of 668 amino acids.
CCCAUGAGCAGCCCUAGUAUAUACAUACAUAAAAGAUUAUUAUCCGGCGGGCGAUUCUAUCCAUAAACCAAACCACCCUCACCGCAUACAUCUACACACACAUAUAUCUCUCUGUGUGUUUCUUGAAAAUCUUGAAAUUUAGGCAAUACAAGUGACAUAUGCAAAUGGGUGUGGCCAACGCUUGGGCCACUGGCCACUCUGUUCCAGUGCCACAUAUAAGGCCUCCUCAAUCCUGUUUGAAUUCCCACAAGUUUUUGAGCUUGAGGAAGCUUAAUUACUUGUUGGGCUGGAGCUGUUCGAGUGUUCCAAGAAACCCAAGUUGGGGAAUUGGGAGCAGAGUGGUGAAGCAGCAGGUUUUUAAUUGUCGUUGCAGUGGCGAUGGUAAUGGUGGUGUUGGUGAUAGGAAUGUUUCUACUUCGAAUGUUUGUAAAGAUGGGUCUUGUUUGGAUUGGGAUUGGAAUAGGUGGAAUCGCCAUUUUUCGGAAAUUGAACAAGCUGAGAGCUUUUCUUCUGUUCUUAAGUUUCAACUAGAAGAUGCAAUUGAGAAAGAGGACUUCCAGGAAGCUGCAAAGUUGAAAAUAGCCAUAAAAGAAGCGACAUCAAAGGACAGUAUUGCUGAAAUUAUGUCCGAGUUGAAGAAUGCAAUAGACGAGGAGCGUUAUCAUGAAGCUUCGAGGUUGUGCAGAAGUACAGGAAGUGGGCUGGUUGGUUGGUGGGUCGGCUAUUCAAAAGAUUCUGAUGAUCCGUUUGGUAAACUAAUACACAUAACUCCUGGUGUGGGAAGAUUUGUUGGUAAAACUUUCAGUCCAAGACAGUUGGUAACUGCGUCUCCUGGAACUCCGCUGUUCGAGAUCUUUGUGGUCAAAGAUGUUGAAGAGACAUACACUAUGCAGGUUGUUUUUCUAAAGCGAAUUAAAGGAAGCACUACAAAGUCCACUAGAUCACCCACUUCCAAAUCCACAAAAUUGCCUUCUGAAGAUGAUGAGGAUACAUCUGUAGUUGAUGUUGAGGUAAACGAAGAUAAACCAGAAAAGGGUAAUGAGAAGAGUAUGACUUUUGAGGGAGUAACCGAGGACGGUUUAAGAAGUGUGAUAAAUUUUUUGAAGGAUAAAAUUCCUGAACUGAAAGUAAAAGUGACUUAUGUAGAUGAAUCAGACGAUGAAGUUAUAGAAGACAGUGAUUCCUUGAAGCAGAUUAUGGAAGAAAAUGAUGAAAAUUCAGUGUUGGUUGAGAGUUCAGAAGAUGAAUCUAGCAAUUUGGAUGACAUUCAGCCUGACCAAUUUUCUUUAGGAGGAGCUGGUAAUGCAGUUGAAGAUGAAAAAAAUUUGGAUAUGAUGAAGCUUUUUGUUGGGGGCAUUCUACACAACAAAGAGGAAUCUCCCUCUAAGGAUGAGUAUAUGCGGGUACCAGGUGAAAUAAAAGAUAUGGAAAGAGAUUCUUUUCUGCUACAUGUUCCUGUGGGAAAACUGGGUCGUAACGAUAGUGCAAAUUUUCUUCCAAACGAGGAGUUGGCAGCCAUAUCAGCUAAAGGCGCUUCUGAUCUUAUGCCUCCUGAUGUAGCGAAAGCAUUCUUUGGCGCCAAUAAAGUUUCUCCAAGGGUCUCUAGAGAUGUCCGGGAAAUUGUAAAGCUUGCCGCUAGCCAGGCACAGAAGAAAGAAAAGUUAUCCGAGUACACAAGUUUUAGUCGUAUAAACACUUCGAAUGGUGAUUUAGAUCCAUUUGAAGGUCUAUAUGUCGGUGCCUUUGGUCCUUAUGGCACAGAGGUGGUUCAGCUGAGGCGUAAAUAUGGGAACUGGAACAGUACGAGUGACAGUGAAGAAUCCUCUAACAUAGAUUUUUUUGAGUAUGUUGAGGCAGUGAAGCUUACUGGGGACUUGAAUGUUCCUGGUGGCCAGGUGACAUUUCGUGUUAAAGUCGGGCAAGGGAAUCGCCUAUCUAAUCGAGGGAUGUAUCCAGAUGAAUUGGGAGUGGUUGCAAGUUAUAAGGGGCAAGGAAGAAUAGCAGAUUUUGGGUUUAAGAAUCCAAAGUGGGUUGAGGGUGAACUUCUUCAACUUAAUGGAAGGGGAAUGGGGCCAUAUGUCAAAGGUGCAGAUCUCGGUUUCCUUUAUGUUGUACCUGAGCAGAGUUUUCUGGUACUCUUUAAUCGUCUUAAACUGCCAGAGUGAACCACACUUUUCUUGGUCUAGUAUACCUAUAUUCGCUCAUACUUCUGGACCCAGUUUUACUUGUAUUUUCUUCUGGUAGAGGCAAGUUUUCGCUACUAUGUACCUACAAAAGAAUUUUGCUUCUAUUUUUCACGUCACCCCCUCUGUAUUUUAAGCUUGCAACUCUUUAAAGCUAAAUACUUAGAUACUUCUGUAAGAUUAGCUGCUUGCGGAAUUAAUAGUUCAGAAUAUUAACAGCUGUAUUGAUAGAUUUCAAUAAAGAGGAAAUGUAUGUGUAAUUCAUAAUUCUAUUCCA